This is a messenger RNA of Aureococcus anophagefferens, 1119 nucleotides long. RefSeq lists its product as hypothetical. The transcript has a single exon. Gene Ontology annotation, molecular function: sulfotransferase activity. The coding region runs from base 1 to 1119 and encodes 372 amino acids. The record is from RefSeq and is a predicted model, not a curated record. Lineage: Eukaryota; Pelagophyceae; Pelagomonadales; Pelagomonadaceae.
AUGGUGAUGCGGCGCGCAUGGGCAGCCCUCAGGCCACAAGGCGUAGCUCUCAUCCGUAGCUCCCAACACAUGCGCGUGCUCAACGCGAGCUUCGUGCCGCGGGCCGGCGCCUGCACCGCGCUGCGGACGUCGCCGCUGCGGCCAACGCGGACGUACUGCCUGCCGUCGCUCGUCAUCGUCGGCGCCAUGCGCGCCGGCACGUCGGCGCUCUGCGACUUGCUGUCGAAGCAGCCGCGCUACGCGCGCAACGCCGACGGCCGCGAGGUGCACUACUUCAGCGACCCCUUCGCGUCGCCGCGGAAGCUCGCCAAGGCCUGGCCCGCGUACGCGGCGCGGUUUCCGAGGCGGAGGCGCGACGAGCUCGUCUUCGAGAAGACCGCGCAGUACCUGACGAGCCCCGGCGGCCUCGCGGCCAUGUUCGCCGUGCUCGGGCCGGCCCUGCGCGUCGUCGCCGUGCUCCGCGAGCCCGGCGCGCGGCUCUACUCCGAGUUCCAGCACCACUGCGCCGCGGGCCGCGUCGCCGCGGCGCCGCGCGGCGCGCGGCGGUCCACGGGCCCGCGCAACGGCACGGCGCUCCCGCGCGGCGCCGUCGUCCGCGGCGACGUGCUCCCCGACGGCACGCUCGUCGCCGCCGCGGUCUGCUACGCGGCCCGGGGCCUCAAGGACAAACUGUCGGUGCUCCACGCGUCGCGCCGCCGCCGCGCCGCGAACCCCGGCUGGCUCGUGCCCCGCGGCGCCCGGACGCCCCUCGGCGCGCCCUGGUGCGCGCCGGCGGACUUCGCGCGCUUCCUCGACGCCGCGCCGCCCGGCGGCGGCGAGUGGGGCGAGGUCGCGGCGGGCGACUACGCGGUCCACGUCCGCGCCGUCCUCGCGCGCUGGCCCGCCGCGGCCGUCGUCGACGCGGGCGCGCUCCGCCGCGACCCGGCGGCGGUGCUCGCCGCCGUCGUCGGCGCCGGCGCCGCGCCGCCGGGGGCGCCCUUCCGGCCGUCGCGCGCGACCCGCGCGGCGCCCAUGCUCGCGGCGACGCGGCGGCGGCUCGACGAGCGAUACGCCGCGCCGACCGCCGCGCUCGCCGCGCUCCUCGGGCCCGCGCGGCGGGGCUUUUGGUCGGGAGACUAG